AUGGAUACCGUCAUAGUCAGUCUGCCUCAGCCGGCGGCAGAUAUCUUUGUUUCGAAUGUGUCUAUAGUCGAGACUAUUUCCAUGUUCGCCAUCGGCGCGUUCAUGGCUGUGGAUGUUGCCCUGUCGACUUUCAACCAGUUCAAGCGUUAUCGCGGCCUUUACUUCUGGAGUCUGCAGGUUGCAUCCUGGGGAAUAGUUUUGCACGGAGUCCCAGCACAAAUGAGGUAUGCCCAGCUGGCAUCAAAUAUCUCAGUGGCUGCACCAUUCGUGCUUGGAUGGUGGUGUAUGGUUCAAGGCCAGGCAGUAGUCCUCUACUCCCGCCUGCACCUCGUCGUCCCAGACGUCCGCCACAUCCGCUGGGUGCUAUGGAUGAUAAUAGCAAACUUCACGAUCCUAAGCGUACCAAUGACAGCCCUAUUCCUCUGCCAGAACGUAGGCACCAACCCUCAAUGCACGAAACCCGCCGAAAUUCUCGACAAGAUCCAAUUAUGUGGGUUUGCCCUGCAAGACCUGUUAAUAUGCGUCAUAUACAUAUGCCCAGCUCUUGGGGCGCUGAAACCCAUCUUUGCGAUGAAAGGCCGUGAAGGGAAACGAGUUAUCAUCCAAUUGAUCAUCAUAAAUGUGAUCGUCGUCGUCUUGAAUAUUUCGCUCGUUGUCAUAGGGUUCAAAUUGCCUUUCAUCACUGUUGGUUACAAAACUGUUGUCUACGCCAUCAAGCUCAAGCUUGAAUUUUACAUUUUGACCAAACUGCGUGAGCUUACACGGACUUAUCCUUGUGUUUGUCACACUUUCGGCGAGAUUCCGCGUGUCUCAAGUGAUAUCAAUAUCUUCGACUUACUUGCGAGGGGUGGGGGCAUUGCUCAGAGACUGGAUAUGGAGGCGCAAACUUCGCCGAGGUUCGGGGUCGCUGUGAGCCCUUCUACUGGCUUGCCUAGUUCGACGAGGAGUAGCACUUAUGACUUCCACGACGCACUUCGGGAGACCAUGUCCGCGUCUGUUUCGGAGAAUUCGGUUGGGCAGUCGCACUUGGAUGGGCGGCUGCAGGUGCGUUCGUCUGAUACGAGGUCGACGGUUGAGAUGGCUUUAGUUGAACCUCGUUGA
Messenger RNA from Penicillium antarcticum, 1101 nucleotides. RefSeq lists its product as uncharacterized. Bases 1 to 1101 code for a protein of 366 amino acids. The record is from RefSeq and is a predicted model, not a curated record. The transcript is spliced from 2 exons. Lineage: Eukaryota; Fungi; Ascomycota; Eurotiomycetes; Eurotiales; Aspergillaceae.